AAUGUCUGUAUUCGUUGAUCGAGCAGUCAUUUUUGGGCUACUGAACCUGAAGGCAUAUAUCCAUGUCAUGUGGACGCGUGUUAAACAAGCUCCUUCUUCAAAGCUUAAACCGACAAUUGGAUGGAUGGUGGAAUUGAUUGACUUAUCAUAUCCUUGAAAAGCUUGAAGCUUGAAAGGCGGGUACACAUUUAUUUAUUAUUCCACCCUCUUCACUCUUCACUUCCCACUCCGCUACCAUCCAUGGAGAAUCAACCACACACAACAGCACCGCUACCUCCUCUGGUUUUUGCAGUCAAUCAACACAGGUUUGAGCUCUCCACUGUCCACCCUUCCACUACUCUCCUCCACUUCCUGCGCCACCAUACUUCUUUCAAGAGCGUCAAGCUUGGCUGUGGUGAAGGCGGCUGCGGUGCUUGUAUUGUUCUAUUGUCCAAGUACGAUCCUGUGUUAGACAAGGUCGAACAUUUUACGGUAAGUUCAUGCCUCACGUUGCUUUGUAGUAUACAUGGCUGUUCCAUUACAACCAGUGAAGGUAUCGGAAAUUGCAAGGAUGGUUUCCACACAAUUCAUCAGAGGUUUGCUGGCUUCCAUGCUUCUCAGUGCGGCUUUUGUACCCCUGGAAUGUGUGUUUCACUUUUUGCUGCUCUUGUCAAUGCUGAAAACACCAAUCGACCCCAACCAUUAUCAGGAUUCUCCAAGCUUACUAUUUCUGAAGCUGAAAAGGCUAUUUCCGGAAACCUCUGUCGCUGUACAGGUUAUAGGCCGAUUGCUGAUGCCUGUAAGAGUUUUGCUUCCAAUGUUGACAUGGAGGAUUUGGGGUUAAACUCGUUCUGGCAAAAGGGAUGCAGCGAGGAAGAGAAAUUGAGUAAAUUGCCACUUUAUGAUCCAAAUAAUGACCCCUGCUUAUUUCCUGAAUUUUUAAAAAAGGAAAUUAGGUCUAUCCCUGUUGUGGACUCUAAGGGAUGUUCUUGGUUCAAUCCCGUUAGUAUCGAGGAUCUAAAUGGAUUAUUGGAAUGCUAUGAGUCUAGUAACAUAAGCAAAACGAAGUUAGUUGUUGGCAACACAGAAGUCGGAUAUUACAAAGAAUUUGAACAAGUAGAUAGAUACAUUAAUCUUAAACACAUACCUGAGCUGUCAGUUAUCAAGAUUGAUUCAACAGGAACAGAGAUUGGUGCAACCGUCACAAUUGCAAAAGCUAUUGAGGCUUUGAAACAUAAUAAACCCUCCUCACCAGGAGAGCUGGUGUUCAAUAAAAUAUCAGGCCACAUGGAGAAAAUUGCUUCCAGGUUUGUUCGAGAUACUGCUAGCAUUGGGGGGAAUCUGAUGAUGGCACAAAGAAAACAGUUUCCUUCAGAUAUUGCCACAAUACUACUUGCUGCAGGUUCCAUGAUAAGUAUAUUAACUGGUUCUAGCCAAGAAAUGGUUACGUUGGAUGAGUUUCUUAAGAGACCUCCCUUGGAUCCAAAAUGUAUACUUUCAAGUGUUAAGAUCCCAAAUUGGGAUUCAGCUGGAGAUAUUUAUCCAAAUGAUGCUACUGUAAUGUUUGAUUCUUUUAGAGCUUCACCUCGACCCCUUGGAAAUGCGCUGCCUUACCUAAAUGCCGCUUUCUUAGCGGUAAUCUCUCCGUGUAAAAGUUCCAACGGGUUUAUAUUAAAUAGCUGUCACCUGGCUUUUGGAGCUUAUGGGACUAAACAUGCAAUUAGAGCAAGAAAGACAGAAGAAUUUCUAGCUGGAAAAAUUAUUGAUUAUAAUGUCAUAUAUGAAGCUGUCUCGUUGAUCGGAGCCACCAUAGUUCCUGAAAAGGGCACUUCAUCUCCUGCUUAUAGGACAAGUUUAGCAGUUGGCUUUCUUUUUCAGUUCUUAAGCUCCUUGGUUGAUGGAAAUGCUGAAAUUAAGAGUGAUUACCUAAAUGGAUGCAGAAAGGCCUCAUUUGCUUAUAAUAAAGCUGCAACUCUACUAUCAUCUGGACGGCAGACACUCCAAUUAAAUUCAGAAUAUCAUCCAGUUGGAAAUGCCAUUAUAAAAUCCGGAGCUGCUCUACAAGCUUCAGGUGAGGCUGUCUAUGUGGAUGAUAUUCCUUCACCAACAAAUUGCCUAUAUGGAGCAUUCAUAUAUAGCACAAGGCCUUUGGCAUGGAUGAAGGGAUUUACUUUUUCUCCCAAAUCACAACCAGAUGGAGUUAUCGCUGUUAUUUCCACCAGAGAUAUUCCUGUGGGUGGACAUAACGUUGGAGCUAGAACCAUGUUUGGUGAUGAACUUCUAUUUGCAGAUAAGUUGACCGAGUGUGCUGGUCAGCCACUUGCUUUUGUGGUUGCAGAUACACAGAAACAUGCAGAUACGGCUGCAGACUUUGCAGUAGUGGAAUAUGACACAGAUAAUCUGGAAGCACCUAUUCUUUCUGUAGAAAAUGCUCUUGAAAGGUCAAGCUUCUUUGAGGUCCCUUCAUUUCUAUGUCCUAAACAGGUUGGUGAUAUAUCAAAAGGAAUGGCUGAAGCAGAUCACCAUAUUAAGGCUGCUCAGAUCAGACUUGGGUCACAGUAUUAUUUUUAUAUGGAGACACAUUCUGCACUUGCGAUUCCAGAUGAAGAUAACUGCAUGGUAGUCUACAGUUCAAGUCAAUGGCCUGCUAAUGCGCAUUCUGUUAUUGCAAAAUGUCUUGGUGUUCCUGAACAUAAUAUCCGUGUAAUUACAAGGAGGGUUGGAGGAGGCUUUGGUGGAAAGGCCAUAAAAUCUAUGGUUGUUGCAACGGCAUGUGCACUUGCAGCUCACAAGUUACGCCGUCCAGUCAGGAUUUAUCUUAAUCGGAAGACUGACAUGAUAAUGGCAGGAGGGAGGCAUCCAAUGAAAAUUACUUACAAUGUGGGGUUCAAAUCUAAUGGUAAAAUUACAGCGUUGGAAUUAGAAAUAUUGGUUGAUGCAGGGAUGAGCUGUGAUAUUAGUCCAGUUAUGCCACACAACAUUGUUAAUGCACUUAAGAAGUAUGAUUGGGGUGCUUUAUCUUUUGAUAUAAAAGUAUGCAAAACAAACCACUCAAGCAAAUCUGCAAUGCGAGCCCCUGGUGAGGUGCAAGGAUCAUUUAUUGCUGAGGCAGUAAUUGAACAUGUAGCAUCUACCCUUUGCAUGGACGUGGAUACUAUCCGGAAAGUAAAUCUGCAUACAUUUGACAGCCUCAACAUAUUCUACAAGGAUGCAGGUGAACCUCAAGAGUACACAUUACCUUCAAUUUGGGAUAGGUUAGCCGCAUCUUCAAGCUUAAAACAAAGGACUGAAAUGGUAGAUGAAUUUAAUAGCUGCAAUAGAUGGAAAAAAAGAGGUCUUUCUCGAAUUCCUAUUACGCAUGAGGUAAUGUUGAGACCAACCCCAGGGAGAGUGAGCAUUCUAACUGAUGCUUCUGUUGUUGUGGAAGUUGGAGGUAUUGAACUUGGCCAGGGGCUGUGGACAAAGGUGAGACAGAUGGUUGCAUAUGCCCUCAGCUCAAUUGACUGUGAUGGAACUGGCGACCUCUUGGAAAAGGUGAGAGUGGUCCAAUCCGAUACCAUUGGCUUAAUCCAAGGAGGGUGUACGGCUGGGAGUACUACCUCAGAGUCAAGCUGUGAAGCAGUUAGACUUUGUUGCAAUAUAUUGGUAGAGAGACUAACACCUCUCAAAAAAAGGCUGGAGGAGAAAAUGGGUUCAGUCAAAUGGGAUGUGCUUAUAAGUCAGGCAAACUUGCAAUCGGUGAAUUUAUCAGUUAAUUCUAUGUAUGUUCCUGACUUUUUUUCAAUGCGCUACUUAAACUUUGGAGCUGCAGUGAGUGAGGUGGAGGUUGACCUUCUCACUGGAAAAACCACAGUUUUGCGUGCAGAUAUUAUCUAUGAUUGUGGACAGAGCCUCAACCCUGCUGUGGAUUUGGGACAGGUUGAAGGAGCCUUUGUUCAAGGAAUUGGAUUUUUUAUGUCAGAAGAAUACCUGACAAAUCCUGAUGGACUAGUGAUCACUGACAGCACAUGGACUUACAAAAUUCCUACAAUUGACACCAUACCAAAACAGUUCAACGUUGAAAUUUUGAACUCCGGACAUCAUAAAAAACGCAUUCUCUCUUCAAAAGCUUCAGGAGAACCACCACUGCUUCUAGCUGCAUCAGUUCAUUGUGCAACACGAGCGGCUAUUAAAGAGGCAAGGAAACAGAUACGUACAUGGCGCCAUCAAGAUGAGUGUGAUUACGCAUUACAGCUAGAGGUUCCUGCUACCAUGCCUGUUGUUAAAGAGCUCUGCGGGCUGGACUGUGUAGAAAGUUACCUGAAAUGGAUCAAUGAAUCGAGAAGCACUGUGAGCUGACCAGAACCUUGCCCUCCCAAAACAGUUAACACAGGUCAUCCCAAUUUACUCAUAAUAAUGCAUGUGCUGUGGAAACAAGAUCAGUCUAUGAUGUGACGCAUUUCCUCGGUUUAUGUGCAGCAUAGAAAUUAAGUAGAAAUAUAAAGAUCAUGGGUUGUUGGGGAAAAAUAAAAUCAUCAUCUUACCAUGUUUCAACAGGAUCGAUUAGUGAGGGCUAUCGGUGAUGACUGUGGACUGCGAAUCCGAGUAACAAUGUUUCUAUUUCUUUAUAUCGCCUUUUCUGGCAGUAGAGGCAGAGAGAUGGGUGUGCCAGAAAGGUUGUUAGAAUGGAUAACUGAUGUUCCAGAGAAAGAGGAUCUUGAAAUGUCAUGGGGCGCAGCCAAUCGACAUGAUAUGAUUUGAGGGCGGGCCUAUGCACAAGCCGACAAGCAGGACAGUCUUAUAAUGAAUAUUACAAUGUAGAAUUUAGAUCUUUGCUUAAAUUCAGUGUUUUCUUAUGUGACAUCCUUGUUGAGGGCCUCGUUUUCUCCUUGUUUGUUGCUGUUAAUCUCAAAUUUUACAAGAUGCCAUUUGAGCCAUUUCACUAAAGAUUACCAUAUACUUUGUAUUUUUUUUGUUA
Momordica charantia (bitter melon) is the source of this 4936-nucleotide messenger RNA. Its product is annotated as indole-3-acetaldehyde oxidase. NCBI's taxonomy places the organism in Eukaryota, Viridiplantae, Streptophyta, Magnoliopsida, Cucurbitales, Cucurbitaceae. The record is from RefSeq and is a predicted model, not a curated record. Gene Ontology annotation, molecular function: iron ion binding; oxidoreductase activity; FAD binding.